GCGCCGGCGGAGCGGGGCCGCGCCGAGCCCAUGGCCGCGCUCAAGUACGCGGGGCUGGAGGACACGGACAGCGAGGAGGAGCUGCCGCCGGGCUGGGAGGAGCGCACCACCAAGGACGGCUGGGUUUACUACGCCAACCACCUAGAAGAAAAAACACAGUGGGAGCACCCUAAGUCUGGGAAGAGGAAACGUGUUGCAGGAGAUCUGCCAUAUGGAUGGGAGCAGGAGACUGAUGAAAAUGGACAAGUCUAUUUUGUAGACCACAUAAACAAAAGGACUACCUACCUUGAUCCAAGACUGGCCUUUACAGUAGAAGAUAAUCCAGUAAAACCUACUACUAGACAAAAAUAUGAUGGGAACAGUACUGCAAUGGAAAUUCUCCAGGGUCGUGACUUGAGUGGGAAGGUGGCUAUAAUCACAGGAGCCAAUUCAGGAAUAGGUUUUGAAACCGCCAAGUCCCUCGCCCUGCACGGGGCGUGUGUUAUCCUGGCCUGCAGGAGUCUGGCGCGAGGCGAGGACGCCGUGCAGCGCAUCCUGGGGGAGUGGGUACAUUUUCUGAAAGCUUUCACUUUUAUCCAGUGCUGAUGUCUCGAUGCCCUUUCACUCCACAUCAGGGUCAUUACCACUCUGGAUUGGUUUUGUUGUAUGGCUCCUGCCUUCGAUUAACAAUUGUGGAAACUGGAGGAUGCUCUCAGCAGCAGUUUGAUCUUCUGAUGGAUCAACACCUUUGCUGAGCUGCCUCCUGAAGUACUUAAAAUACAUCUGACUCCCUCUUUCUGACACUUUAACAAUUUUACAUCCUGUGUUAAUUAUACCAUAAAGCGUAAAAUCUAUUAGCAAUUUUCAAAAAGUGUCAUGCUUGGAAGGCUUUUGAGCACUUGGGACUGAUUCUGGUGUAAUGAAAACAUCCUUUAAAAUAGCUCCUAAGUUCUGAGAUACAGCAGGAAGCAAUUCUGCUUCCUUGCAGUGAAGGUUUGAAAGGAUUGUGCUCUUAAAUACAAAAAACCCGUCAAAUGUGUCCAAUACUUUGAGCCACCUCUCAGGGAAGCUUAAAUACAGAUUUUUACACUGGAGGGGAGUAAGUAUUGUGGUAAGUACUCUGCAAUAGUAAUGCCCUUGUGUUGCUGAUUUAUCAGAAGGUCAUUGGAGCAUCUGAAGUUCUACAAAAGUCACUGUUGUGUAUGCUGGAAUUGCUGAUGUCUCUGGGUGUUCUCUGUCAUUGUUUGCCAUGUUCCCCUUCAAGUAUUCUUCCUGCAGCAGAGAUAAUGAAAACCCCAGGAAACUGCUCGUGCUACAUUGCCAGGGAAAUCAGGCCAGGAACAGGCACAUGGCUCUGCCAAGUUACUCAGUCUCAGAUAAGGAGGUUUAUGGAUGUGUGACAUGGAGUAGGCAACUGGCUUUGCCCAUGAUGAGUUCAGCCUGGUUUCAAAGGCUUAAAGGUCCCCAAAUGUCCUGGGAUUGACAGGUAUAGCUCUCCACUGACUGGACCCAAGUUUGGAAAACACAAACACACUCCUCUGUUGCUGUGAUUUUUGCUUUUUAACCUCCAACUAGUCCGUAUAAUAAAACCCCAUAUAUACAAACAUCUCUCAGGUUCCUUUGGUGACAAUUUCACUGUGAGAAAAUGAACACUUUGCUGUUCCAUUUCUUAUACUCUUUAUAAGCAAAAUUGCAGAAUUGUUUAUUAAAAUCUUUGCUGUGGAAAGCAGAAAUAACAAUGUAUGGACAAUUUCCUGAGAGAACCAAAGAAAACAUUCCAGAACUUAAUUUCUUAAUAUGCUGUUGAAUAGUGAACAAACAUACAUCUGUGGCUGUCUUUAAAUGUAAUUAUAGUCCUUGUCUCUUGCUGGUUAGGAAUCAUUUCUAUCAUGAUAGCAUGGAAAGAGUCCACAGACACGUUAAGGCCAGUCCUUAGAGUGAGGAUCUUAAAAGCUGGAGCUCAUUUUCAUUGUUAUUGUUUUGUUUUUGCAUGAGAGGAGGGCUCUGCAGGUUUUCAAGCCAUCCCAGAAGCCCAGAGAUCAGAAUGUGUUUCCAUUUCUUCUUGUUGCUGGAUGUGAUUGAUCACCCAAAGAGGGAAAAGGAGCAGUAGAUGUACAGUGCUCAUCCUGGGCAGCUCUAGAAAGAGCUGUGCUGUGUGGGAGAUGUAUUCUUCUCAGAGGGCUUCUUGUUUGAUUGGGUUUUGUUUUUGUUUUUUUU
Molecule: messenger RNA, 2196 nt
Organism: Oenanthe melanoleuca
Lineage: Eukaryota; Metazoa; Chordata; Aves; Passeriformes; Muscicapidae
Gene: WWOX
Product: WW domain containing oxidoreductase
Exons: 6
Coding region: 31-585 (184 amino acids)
Biological process (GO): hippo signaling; positive regulation of transcription by RNA polymerase II
Cellular component (GO): nucleus; cytoplasm
Molecular function (GO): transcription coactivator activity; protein binding
Source: RefSeq, a predicted model, not a curated record